Episyrphus balteatus (marmalade hoverfly) is the source of this 2092-nucleotide messenger RNA. It is a transcript of the gene GCS2beta, whose product is annotated as glucosidase 2 subunit beta. The transcript has 4 exons. Gene Ontology annotation, biological process: N-glycan processing. Bases 161 to 1903 code for a protein of 580 amino acids. Lineage: Eukaryota; Metazoa; Arthropoda; Insecta; Diptera; Syrphidae. Gene Ontology annotation, cellular component: glucosidase II complex. Gene Ontology annotation, molecular function: calcium ion binding; protein binding. The record is from RefSeq and is a predicted model, not a curated record.
GUUUCUUGUGAUUUCUCAACUUGAAACGGAGCGGUGCGGAAAUCAAAGGAGAAGAAAGGUGAUGAUUUUUUAAAGACAAAAAAAAAAAAGUAGAAAAAAGUGGGAUUAUCAAUCAUUCUUCAGAGCCGGCUUAAAAAAAAUUUGAUCUCUCUCAAUUUACAUGUUAAACCAGCAACAAUUUGACCCCAAUUCCUCCUCCAUCACAUCAAACAAAAAAUCCAACAAAAUUAUUAUCGUACAAAAGCAAAAGCAGCAGCAAUUUUACUUAUCUUGUGAUAGAAAAAUGCAACGCUCAUUCCACUUUGCGUUCAUCGUUCAUCUUUUUGUUCUUAGUUUAAGUAGCAAUUUGGCUUUGGGAACGGGGCAAAUUCCACGUCCUCGAGGUGUUGCCAUAUCCAAAACAAGUCUCUAUCCGCCCCGAGAUGAAUUUGUUUGUUUCAAUGGACUUAAAACCAUAAGCUACCUCCAGAUAAAUGAUGACUUUUGCGACUGUCCCGAUGGCAGUGAUGAACCGGGAACAUCAGCGUGUCCCGAGGGUAAAUUCCAUUGCACAAAUGCCGGCUUUAAGCCGAAAAACAUUCCAAGCUCUCGAGUGAAUGAUGGCAUUUGUGAUUGUUGCGAUGCCAGCGAUGAAUAUGGAUUUGAGAAUAGUAAAUGUAUAAACACUUGUCUAGAACUCGGCAAAGAGGAGCGUCAAUUACAAAAGAGUAGACAAGAAUUGGCUAAACGGGGAAUCACUUUGAAAGCUGAACUUAGUUCAAAGGGCAAAGCGAUGCGAGAUGAACGUGACGUCAGACUGGCAGAGUUGCAAAAUCGACGACAAGAAACUGAAGCCAUUCGGGAGGAGAAACAGAAUUUGAAGAAACAAGCUGAAGAUAUUGAAACGGAAGCAUUGCAGGUUUAUAAAGAAAUUCAGGAGACUGAGAAGCAGGAGAAGACGAAACAACAAGCUACCGAGAAUGAAAAUGAAGCACAACUGACUUUUCUUAAGUUCGAUUCGAACAAGGAUGGAUUUAUUGAACUUGCUGAAUUACAGACCAGAGCAUCAUUCGAUAAGGAUCGUAAUGGAGAGGUAUCUGAAGAAGAAGCUCGUUUCUUCCUCGAUGAAAAGGAUCGUGUAGACCAAGAACACUUUGUUUCAAUUUGCUGGGCCAGAAUCAAGCCAUAUCUCAUGUUAGAUGCCGGUCUCUUCAAACCUCCACAGUUAGACGGUGAACAACAUGACGAUGAAGACCAUUAUCAAGAAACCGAUACCGAACCCCAAUUAAUUGAACCAUCUCAAGCUGACGAUCAAGAAGAAGAAGGAGAAGCAGGAUAUGAGCCCGAAGAAGAAGACGAAGAGGGUGAAGAAACUGGCGAAGGUGCUGCUGAAGAAGUAACACAACCAAAACCAGAUUAUGAUCCAGAAACACAAAAAAUUAUCGAGCAAGCAAAUGCAGCAAGAAAUGCUUUUGAUGAGGUCGAACGUCAAAUACGUGAAAUUGAUCAAGAAAUCAAAGAAAUUCAAGAGCAAGCCAACAAAGAUUAUGGAACAUCAGAUGAAUUUGCUCCACUCGAAGGCCAGUGCUUCUCGUAUGAAGACCGUGAAUAUGUUUACAAACUAUGUCCGUUCGAUAGAGCAUCACAACAGCCAAGAAAUGGUGGUGCAGAAACUAGACUGGGAUCAUGGGAUCGGUGGUCAGGAUCAGAACAAAAGUACAGUCAAAUGCUCUAUUCCAAUGGAGCUUCCUGCUGGAAUGGUCCACAAAGAUCAGCUGUCAUUAAAUUAGAGUGUGGCUUAGAUCACAAAGUGACCGGAGUGUCUGAACCCAAUCGAUGUGAAUAUCACAUGGUAUUUGAGACUCCAGCUGCCUGUGAGAAUCCUAACGAUUCUGCUGACGAUGGAAUGCACGAUGAGCUCUAAUAUUAAGAAUUUGAUAUUCCCAGUUUGAUUUUUUUAUUUAUUUAAAAACAAAAACAAACAAACAAAUUGGUCCAGAUGGUUUUGAAAAUCCCACCAUCAUUUUAUUAAUAUUUAUCCAUCAUUCACAGAGAAGAGUUUUUUUUCCAUUCAUUCAAAGAAAACAAAUUUAAUUUGUCAUUUCAGUUUUUA